UAUCUCCCGAGUGACCCCAGUCAAUCAGCUUCCUGGUAAUUUCACUUAAAUUCAGAGCCACACUUGGUAACGGCUCAUGGAGCAGAUUUGACGCCCCAAACAGCAGCGCUGGACUCUCUGUGCUAACACAUCUGGGGAGUCCCACCAUGCUGUUACUAGUCAAGGUCAUCCUCACCCUGUGGGUCUCCUGGGCUCGAGGACAAGAUAAGCCCUGUGACUUUCCAGAAAUAAAACAUGGAAGCCUACAUUGGGGAGACUGGUAUAGAUCACAAUUCCCAGUAUUGGCAGGACAAUGGUAUCACUAUUCCUGUGAUGACAACUAUGUGACUCUUUCACAAAGCAAGUGGGAUCGCUUGACUUGCACACGUGAUGGCUGGACCCCGGAAGUGCCCUGCCGCAGAAAAUGCAUUUUCAAUUAUUUGGAAAAUGGACAUCGUCCACGAUAUGAACAAAGCUACUUGCAGGGCACAUCUGUAAAUGUUAGUUGUUAUCCUGGCUACACGCUUCAAAACAAUCAGACCUCAAUGACCUGUACGGAGAAUGGCUGGCUCCCUCCUCCCAGAUGCAUCGGUAAGAAGACUGGUCUAAGAUCCAGUCUGUUUGUGACUGUCUAAGACUCGCCUGUAAUAACUGUGGCAAAGGGUUUCUAUCAGUGUCUUAUUUUGCCAAUGGCCCUACUUUUUUUUUCAAGUGUAUAUGAGUGAAAAUGCCAAUUUCUUGAUGUAUCAAUAGCAAAAUGAAGAAGCCUAUUGGUUGACAUUAAUUUAAAAAAAUACAAAACAGGAAAAGACCCCAAAGAGCAAACCU
Messenger RNA from Myotis daubentonii (Daubenton's bat), 807 nucleotides. RefSeq names its product complement factor H-related protein 3-like. The transcript is spliced from 3 exons. The record is from RefSeq and is a predicted model, not a curated record. Gene Ontology annotation, biological process: complement activation. The coding region runs from base 147 to 614 and encodes 155 amino acids. Gene Ontology annotation, molecular function: complement component C3b binding. Lineage: Eukaryota; Metazoa; Chordata; Mammalia; Chiroptera; Vespertilionidae.